AUGCGAACGGGACAACACAGUUUUGGUGGUAGUAUUGUCUCCUCAGGGGCGGUCAUUGCAGUGUCCGCCGCUCUUCACUUAUUUGCAACGCGGACUCUUCCAGCCGCUGUGGCUUGCUACGCUCCCGCAAUUUCAUGGGGAUUUACAUGUCUGUGCUUGCGGAAGGGAAUGAGCUACACUUACGUGCUGAUUUUUACGUUACAUUUCGUUCUUGCAUCCAUAUGUUACUGGAAAUUUGGCAGCUCAAAUGCCAUUUUAAAUCGUAGCCUUCUUUAUCCGUUGGCGGGAUCAACGAUGGCGUUGCUCUGUACCUCCCAGCUGCCUCGUGUACCGAAUUCUGGCAUGAUUGGGGUGGCACUUCUUCAGGGAUGGUCCACGCUUGGAGGGGUUCUGAUGUUUCUGAUAUUCCCAGCAACUGUUCUUAGCAGCAUUGAGCCGCAGGAUUUGCGUGAAAGCCGUUUGACAAAAUUUAUGCAUCAAACGGAUGGAAAAUAUGUGGAGUCACUCACCGUCCCGUCAAAGCAUGGCGUUAACUUGGACGUUUUAUUGGUUAAGAGAGAAGAGGAUGUAGAUCGUUGGAUAAUUUACUUUGGCGGAAAUGCAGAGAUGAUGGAAGACAGUGCGGGGGAUAUGUCCAGCCUCACGCAGAUAGUUGUGGCAAACUGGGUUUUCUACAAUCCUCGGGGGGUUGGGCGCAGCAGCGGAUAUGUAGCAGAGGUACGGGACCUUAUUGACGACGCAGUCACUGUUGUCCAGCACAUCUCUGCACGGUAUUUGAUUCCCCACAAGAAGCUUUUGCUUUGGGGACAUAGCAUUGGGGGAGGUAUUGCGGCAGCCGUGGCGCGGCGUGAAUGUAUGGAGUGCCCUCUUGUCUUGGAUCGAACCUUUUCACGUCUCUCCGAUGCGGCCGUUAAGUUUUCACCCCUUUGCCCAGCUCUGACAAGGCUUUUGAUUCGAAACACGAUUGGGGAUCUUGACGUGGUUGCGGAUUUUAAGGCAGCAGCAAAGAACAAGAAGUUGGUGAUUUAUCAUCGCAUGGAUGAAGUCAUCGCGUACGACGUCGCCUCGUUGGGUCGCAAGGAUGCUCUUAGUGAGAUGCAUGUGAAUGAAAGUAUGGUGGUGGAACUGCGUAGUACACGUGUGCAGUCGCCCCAUAACAGCCUUCUUUCGGCGUUUGAGGAAAGGAUGAAAUUGUGUCGCUGCGUUAACGCGCUGUUUUCCUGA
Messenger RNA from Trypanosoma cruzi, 1224 nucleotides. RefSeq lists its product as uncharacterized. The record is from RefSeq and is a predicted model, not a curated record. NCBI's taxonomy places the organism in Eukaryota, Euglenozoa, Kinetoplastea, Trypanosomatida, Trypanosomatidae. The coding region runs from base 1 to 1224 and encodes 407 amino acids. The transcript has a single exon.